Penaeus vannamei (Pacific white shrimp) is the source of this 1219-nucleotide messenger RNA. It is a transcript of the gene Mrm2, whose product is annotated as Mitochondrial rRNA methyltransferase 2. The record is from RefSeq and is a predicted model, not a curated record. Gene Ontology annotation, biological process: RNA methylation. NCBI's taxonomy places the organism in Eukaryota, Metazoa, Arthropoda, Malacostraca, Decapoda, Penaeidae. Gene Ontology annotation, cellular component: mitochondrion. Gene Ontology annotation, molecular function: rRNA (uridine-2'-O-ribose)-methyltransferase activity.
GCAGAUGGGAACGAAUAUCAGCUGAGUGCAAAAUGUAAACAGAGGGGUGUUCGAUCCUGGAGAAAACCCUUGGCAUAAGUGAUAUGUACUACGAUUCUCAACCAAACAGAAGACCACGAGAAAACAGUGACAGCGAAGAAAACCCACAUCCCAAACAUCCACGGAAAAACAAAACCGGCAGGAACUUCAUGGAACAAAACCCGAUCACAACCGAUGACACACAAAUGCACAGAUGAUGCAAGUUGAGAGGCUCAGGCAGGCAAGAUGAAGUCUCUGUCUUUUAACUGGACACAGAUUGCCUCACUUAGUACAUCAUCAGUCACCUGUAAAGUCAUACCAAAGAAUCUAAAAGGGCGGAACAAGAGCUCCCAAGAUUGGCUCCAGAGGCAGCUCAAUGACCCCUAUGUAAAGCUGGCAAAAUAUGAACAUUAUAGAGCUCGAAGUGCCUAUAAGCUGCUGGAAAUAGAUAACCAGUGUAAAAUCCUAAAACCAGGACAAGUUGUUGUUGAAUGUGGAGCUGCUCCAGGUGCAUGGACACAGGUUGCUGUCAGCAGAGUCAACAGUCUGCCAAACGAUAAAGACAAACCUCAGGGCAUUGUGAUAGGGGUUGACCUCACCUCCAUUCAUCCCCUACCUGGCGCUACUUUCCUCGGAGGGAAGGACUUCACAUGUCCCAAGACACAGCAACAAAUUUUAGACUUCCUUCAGGGAAGAAAAGUGAAUGUUGUUUUAUCUGAUAUGGCUCCCAAUGCAUCAGGCACAAAAGCACUUGAUCAUGAAAAUAUUAUCAACCUUUCCUAUUCUGCCUUGAGAUUCGCUGUCCAGCAUUCUGCCAUUGGAGGAUCUUAUUUGUGCAAGAUUUGGGAAGGCUUUAUGUCGCAAAAGAUAUCAGAGGACAUGAGGAAGUUUUACAAGAAUGUGAAGACUAUCAAGCCACCUUCAAGUAGGAGUGACUCAGCUGAGAAGUUUUUACUUUGUAGAAACUUCCUUGGCAUUAAGUGAAUAAGAGAAUUAUUCAUGUCAUGCCUGUUAUUGAAUGCGAUUUUGUAAAUAAAUAAAUGAUUUUUCAUUAAUUUUAGGCUUUAUGUUUCCAGCUUUUGUAACUGAGGAUGGUGUUCACAUAUAUGUCUUAGUGAGUCAUUGUGCUCAACAAAGUUUCAUAUAUGUGGCCAAGAAAAACAGUGGGAUUGAUAGCAAAUGGAAUAAAAGAAAUAUGUAU